UUACGUCUUCCCCUUCAGGCUUCAGCUCUUCUUCUUAGAAGUUAGAACUGUCACCACAGCUCAACUCGGACGGAGACAGGACGAGCAAUCGAGAAAAACCGGCGGCCGUGGAGGAUGCCGCCGUCCAUUUCCGCAUUUACCGGCGCUGUUUUCGCUGCUUGCCUGUUAGUGAAGUUGGCGCAUUCUCAAAGUUUCGAAGACAUUGGCGGAGGAACUUCCGCAUCUGUAGAUAAUCUGGCGGUGCAAGAAUUGCUGACUCAGGAAGUCUACAGCCGCAUCAGGAAUGUCACCUCGCUUGUUCUCAGCAGCGAGCUCGCUGAGAAGUCCAGCUUCUGCAUUCUAAACAUAGAAGAGGACUGGAAUAAUGCAUUCAAUUUUACUCAGAAUUUGAGCUUCGUGAGUUCGUGUGUUGUCAAAACUCGAGGGGAUGUACCACAAAGAUUAUGCACUGCAGCAGAAAUAAGAUUCUACUUCAGUAACACCUUCAUGACAUCAGGGAGUUCCAGUUACCUAAACCCCAACAGGAAUUGUAAUUUGACUUCUUGGGAACCUGGUUGUGAGCCAGGAUGGGCAUGCAGUACUGGCUCAAAUCAGAACCCUGACCUCAGAAAUUCACAAGACAUACCUGCUAGAAUCACUGAUUGUCAACCUUGUUGUGAGGGCUUUUUCUGUCCUCAUGGUAUUACUUGUAUGAUACCCUGUCCAUUGGGUUCAUAUUGCCCACUCGCAACGCUCAAUAAGACUACUGGAGUAUGUGAACCAUAUAGCUAUCAAUUACCUCCGGGACAUCCAAAUCACACUUGUGGGGGGGCAAACAUAUGGGCUGAUGUUCGUAGAAGCUCAGAGGUAUUCUGUUCUGCAGGAUCUUACUGUCCAUCAAAUACAGAAAAGAUUCCAUGUGGUAGUGGGAAUUAUUGCCCUACAGGUUCCAGAUCUGAGAAACGAUGCUUCAAGCUGACAUCAUGUGAUCCCAACUCUGCAAAUCAAAAUAUUCAUGCAUAUGGAGCGAUGUUUAUAGCAGCUUUAACCACCAUUCUCCUGAUAAUUUACAACUGCUCUGACCAAAUUGUCAGUAUUCGGGAAAGGCGACGUGCUAGAACCAGAGAAUUGGCAGCAAAAAGUGUAAAGCAGAAUGCACAGGCACGCGCAAGGUGGAAAUAUGCAAAAGAGGCUGUUAAAAAGCAUGCAAUUGAAUUACAUUCUCAACUAUCACGCAAACUUUCUCGCAAGAAAAUGGUCACAUUUGAUGAAGAGGUCAAAAUUUUAAAUGAAGAGGAAAGGGUUCCAGAUUAUGAUCUAUAUCUAUCUAGUUCUACAACAUCCAAACAAGUAGCUAUCUCUUCUCAAGUCAAUGAAAUUGAACCAAGUUCCUGUACGAGGAUGAUGGACAUAGGUGUUGAUAAUUCUAAAUCAUUCACUCCAUUAAGUUUGGAGAUCAAUGAUAAAAAUUUAAAGACAAAGAUGCAAAAAGGGAAGCAAGUCGACACUCAAAGCCAAAUUUUCAAGUAUGCAUAUGCACAACUUGAGAAAGAGAAAGCUCAGCAGCAGCAGAAUGAAUGCCUUACCUUCUCAGGUGUAGUUUCCAUGGCUACAAAUAGUGAACCCAAGAAGAGACCAACAAUUGAGAUUGCUUUUAGAGACUUAACUGUCACUUUAAAAGGGAAAAAUAAGCAUCUGUUGAGGUCUGUCAAUGGGGCAAUUUCGCCUGGACAUAUCACUGCUGUCAUGGGCCCUUCUGGAGCCGGAAAAACUACUUUUCUUUCAACUUUGGCAGGGAAAACUGUUGGAUGUAGAAUUACUGGUUCAAUUCUUAUAAAUGGAAAGAAGGAAUCAAUCCACUCACACAGGAAAGUAGUUGGCUUUGUUCCGCAGGAUGAUAUUGUUCAUGGAAAUUUAACGGUUGAGGAGAAUCUAUGGUUCAGUGCAAGAUGCAGGUUGCCAAAGGACUUGCCAAAGAAAGAUAAGGUUCUUAUUCUUGAGAGAGUUAUUGAUUCCUUGGGCUUACAGUCAGUUCGUGGGUCCUUGGUUGGAACAGUGGAGAAGCGAGGCAUCUCAGGAGGCCAGAGAAAACGAGUAAAUGUUGGGCUAGAGAUGGUAAUGGAACCUUCGCUCCUGUUUCUGGAUGAACCAACAUCUGGAUUAGAUAGUGCAUCUUCUCAAUUACUUCUUAGAGCACUUCGACGUGAAGCUCUUGAAGGGGUUAACAUCUGUAUGGUUGUCCACCAACCAAGCUACACCUUGUUCAAGAUGUUUGAUAAUUUGGUACUUCUAGCAAAAGGUGGUCUUACAGUGUACCAUGGCUCAACAAACAGAGUUGAAGGCUACUUUGCAGACCUGGGUAUCUAUGUUCCUGAACGUGUUAAUCCUCCAGACUACUUUAUAGAUGUUUUGGAGGGACUGGUUAGACCAAGCACCAGUUCAAGUGUGAAUUAUAAAGAGCUUCCUGUCAUGUGGAUGCUUCAUAAUGGCUAUCCUGUUCCCCAAGAUAUGCAACAAAAUUCUCCUGAAGAUGCUAGUUUGCUAGCCAAAGUAAGAAGUAAUGAUCAUAUGAUUUCUGCUGCUGGUGUCAACGACGAACAAUCCUUUGCCGGGGAAGUAUGGCAAGACAUAAGGAGCAAAGUGGAGCAGCGCCAUGAUAUUUUACAACAUAAUUUCUUGAGGUCAGAGGACCUUUCCAACCGGAGAACUCCAAAUGUUUUCUUGCAAUACAAGUACUUCCUUGGAAGGGUGGGUAAGCAAAGAUUGCGAGAAGCAAGAAUACAAGCAACGGAUUAUCUGAUUCUUUUAGUUGCUGGGGCCUGCUUGGGUUCAUUAUCCAAAGUAAAGGAUGAAAGUUUUGGUGCACCAGGGUACACAUACACAAUAAUUGCUGUUUCUUUGUUGUGCAAAGUUGCGGCUUUGAGGACAUUUUCAUUAGACAAGUUGCAAUAUUGGAGAGAAAGUUCUUCUGGGAUUAGCAGUCUUGCUCACUUUGUUUCCAAAGAUACAAUAGAUCACUUCAAUACAGUAAUUAAGCCUGCAAUGUAUCUUUCAAUGUUUUAUUUCUUCUCCAAUCCAAGGUCUUCUUUUGCGGAUAAUUACAUUGUCUUACUAUGCCUUGUAUAUUGUGUGACGGGCAUUGGUUAUGCAUUAGCCAUCUUCCUUGAACCUGGUCCUUCCCAGCUGUGUGCUGUACUGCUUCCCGUUGUUUUGACUCUUGUUGCAACACGCACUGGAGGUGGCAAAUUCUUGAAGAUGAUUUCCGAUGUGUGCUACCCAAAAUGGGCGCUGGAGGCAUUUGUUAUUGCAAACGCAGAAAGAUAUUAUGGUGUUUGGCUCAUAACACGCUGUGGUGCGCUCCAGAACUUCGGGUACGAUCUUCAUGACUGGGGUCGCUGUAUAGCCACCCUCAUCCUCACAGGUUUCGGCUGUCGCAUUAUAGCUUUCAUUGGCAUGUUAAUUUUUCAAAAGAAGUGAGCGCGCCAUCUGUAUACUUGUAAUUUUUCAUAUAGCCAUUUUAUAGGAAUGUAUAGGCACACCAUAAAUGCUUUAGUUCCAUUUCUUUUCUAGCAUUGGAAUAAACUUUUUUCUUUAUCUAAAAUGUAUAGAUAUAUUAGGUGAGUUUACUAACUGAUCGAAAUUCUUUAUUUUGAAAA
Molecule: messenger RNA, 3635 nt
Organism: Ipomoea triloba (trilobed morning glory)
Lineage: Eukaryota; Viridiplantae; Streptophyta; Magnoliopsida; Solanales; Convolvulaceae
Product: ABC transporter G family member 24-like
Exons: 14
Coding region: 115-3456 (1113 amino acids)
Molecular function (GO): ABC-type transporter activity; ATP binding; ATP hydrolysis activity
Source: RefSeq, a predicted model, not a curated record